This is a messenger RNA of Oryza sativa Japonica Group (Japanese rice), 2058 nucleotides long. RefSeq names its product protein SLOW WALKER 1. NCBI's taxonomy places the organism in Eukaryota, Viridiplantae, Streptophyta, Magnoliopsida, Poales, Poaceae. Gene Ontology annotation, molecular function: protein binding. Gene Ontology annotation, biological process: positive regulation of transcription by RNA polymerase I; rRNA processing. The record is from RefSeq and is a predicted model, not a curated record. Gene Ontology annotation, cellular component: nucleolus.
ACGGCCCAUCUGCAACAAAGUCCAAAACCCAUAAACCCCCUCUCCCCCACUUCUCCCCCACAAACUAGGGUUUCACUCGCCGCCGCCGCCCCCGCCGCCGCCAUGGCCGCCGACACCUCCAAGCCCUUCUUCCCGGCGGCGCCGAACCCCGCCCUCCUCCCCUCCGGCCGCAAGCCCUCCCGCCUCUCCCCGGAGGCCUCCUACUGGCGCUCCUUCCGCGCCUCCGAGCUCACCCCCGCCAACGAGUUCAACGUCACCCACCUCGCCUUCUCCCCCUCGUCGGCCCCCACCCUCGCCGCCUCGUUGUCCACCUCCGUGCUCCUCUUCUCCGGCGACCCGCUCUCCCCGCUCCCCCGCAUCCCCGCCUCCCAGGACGUCGCCUUCUCCCCGUCCUUCCGCUCCGACGGCUCCCUCCUCGCCGUCGGCGACAAGAAGGGCGUCGUCCGCGUCUUCCGCGCCGACAAGAAGCAGUCGUCGGGCGCGCUCCGCACGCUCACGGCCCACACCGCCGAGACCCGCGUCGUCCGCUACCCCGUCGCCGGCGGCGACAAGGUCCACCUCUUCACCGCCGGCGACGACGCGCUCCUCGCCUACUGGGACGUGCCAUCCGAGACGCCCGUGUUCGCCGCCCCCGCCGCCCACCGCGACUACAUCCGCGCCGGCGCCGCGUCCCCCGCCGACCACAACAUCUUCGCCACGGGCUCGUACGACCGCAUCGUCAAAUUGUGGGACGCCCGCAUGGGGAAGACGUCGACGCUGUCCUUCUCCCAUGGCGAAUUGGUGGAGAGCGUGCUGUUCCUGCCGUCCGGCGGGCUGCUGGCGACAGCCGGCGGGAACGUCGUCAGGAUUUGGGAUGUCAUUGGUGGCGGGCGGCUUCUCCACUCGGUGGAGAGCCAUGUCAAGACGGUGAUGGCCCUCGCGCUCGCCAAGAUGACCAACACCGGCGAGACGCGGCUGCUUAGCGCGGGGAGUGAUGGUUAUGUCAAGAGCUUUGAUUAUGGCGAGCUUAAGCUCACGCACUCGAUGCGAUAUCCUAAGGAAUUGCUUUCCUUGGCGUGCUCGCCGUGUGGGACAGUGCUGGUUGCUGGAUCUUCAAAGGGCACAAUUUAUAUGGGUAGGAGGAAAAAGAAGUCGACAGGGGAGGACGAGGAAGAGGGUAAGGGUGUUGGUGGUGAGCUUGAUUGGGCACCAACCAAGCCGGAGAAGCGGCGGUUGGCACCGUCCAACUAUAGGUACUUCCUCCGUGGACAAAAUGCGAAGGCUAAGGAAGGUGACCUUGUGAUUGAGAAGCCUAAGAAGGUGAAGGUUGCUGAACACGAUAAGUUGCUGAGGAAGUUCAGGCACAAGGAUGCUCUAGUUUCAGCGUUAGCUCGAAACAAUCCAAGGAGCAUAGUGGCGGUGAUGGAGGAGCUAGUUUCAAGGAGAAAGCUGGUCAGAUGCAUCGAGAACUUGGACACGGAAGAACUCGUUCUUCUCCUGCUGUUCCUGCACCGAAAUGCAACCUUGCCAAGGUAUGCCAGGUUCUUGAUGGGGGUGGCAAACAAGGUGCUGGAGAUGCGCGCGGAUGAUAUCCGAUCAGAUGAGAACCUAAGGGGUUGUGUUAGAAAUCUUAAGAGGAUGGCUGCAGAGGAGAUUCAGAUACAGCACACAUUGCAGGGGAUCCAAGGGAUGAUUUCACCCAUGCUUGCACUUGCCAGUAGAUGAACAGGUGCUUUUCUUGUAUCGGAAUUCUUUUUUGGUCUGUUAGUUUACAGUGAGGCAUGCCACAUACAUGAUGAUGUAUGCUAGUUUACAAACUAUUAUCGCCACUGAAAUUUUGGCUGUCAUCCAAUCGAUAUACUCUGUUGUGCCGCGAAAAGUUUUGAUCAGUUCAUUCCAGCUAUGGUCAUGUUUGCACUAUGCAGUUUUGCCUUUUGGGUGUUGCUAUGGAUUGUUCAUUGCGCUUGUUAACUAUUUUUCAGCUUACUUCGCAUGGUUCAGUUUUUGUUCAUUAUGUAUCAUCUUUGCGGUGUAGCAGCAAUGCAUGUGAUGUUUGUGGUUAGUUCUGUUUUGGGUGAA